CGGGUAACCUGCUAGUAUUAUCUAGUAGUAGGUAGAGUGGAUAGGUAAAAUUAUAAUCAGUUUGAAGCUUAGAGCUAGAGCUUUCACAAGUUUAUCCUAGGAUAAAACAUGUUUAGCCAAGAAAGAAAAAAACGAAGGUUGAACUGUUGAUCAAGAUUGGAUGCAUUCAGUUGACAUAUAUUCAAUGACAUGGGAAAGUAGUUGGAGAAGAAUGUCAGGUGAAGAACAUGUUUCAAGCUAUUUGUACCACAGAUAUGUCUAUGACCAGGCUAGCUUCUUGCAUGACUAAACACCCAGAGUACUUACUAAAUUAGGAAGUUUUUGUGUUACCAAAAGUGUAUAAAUGAGAGAAGAAGUUUACUGCAACUCUUUGUACUUGACAUCCAAGAAAGCUCCAGUUCCUAUGGGAAUAUGUACUAUUGCUAGGUACAAAGUACAAACUUUCUAUGUGGCAGAGUCCAGUAUGCUUUUGCAAGAGGAGGCCAAACACUUAACAAUCAAAAGCUCCCGGGUCCCCUAUACACAAACUCUUGAGCUUAAUCACUAGCAAAACUGGAAACUGAGAUAUAAACUUAUGUCACCUCCAAUUGGGUAUUGUCGGCUAAACGAACUACUGAAAUCUGAUGAAAAAAAUACUUGUUAAUGCUCUGAUUUCCAAGAAUUUCAGUUGAAGGAGAAACUUCAUUUGAGUUCAGUGAAGAAAUUUACAAUGGGAUUCCUGGAUCUAUUUAUUGUGGCAUUAAUGCCAAUGCUGAAAAUACUCUUAAUUACUGCUGUUGGUUUAUUUCUCGCAACAGAGCGUAUAAAUCUCUUGGGGGCAAAUGCAAGGCCAUAUUUGAAUAAUUUGGUGUUUUAUGUGUUCAAUCCAUCAAACCUUUUCAGCAAACUGGCUGAUACAAUUAGUUUAGAAAGUUUGGUAACCUUGUGGUUCAUGCCAGUGAAUGUGCUUCUGACAUUCAUCAUUGGCUCUGCCCUUGCAUGGAUACUGAUAAAAAUCACAAAAGCUCCUCAACAUCUGCAAAGUCUUAUCAUUGGUUCUUGUGCUGCAGGAAAUUUAGGAAACUUACUUCUGAUUAUACUCCCAGCAGUCUGUAAUGAGGAUAAUAGUCCAUUUGGAGAUUCUUCUGCUUGCUCUACAGAUGGAGAGGCUUAUGCUGCACUUUCAAUGGCGCUAGGUGUAGUAUUUUUAUGGACUUAUGUGUAUGCUAUCAUGCGGUUAUCUGCAAACAAGGCAACUAAAGAAAUUGACACAAAUGACUCUACAAUCCGGGAUAAAACUUCUGAGGAAACCCCAUAUUCAGAGAUUUGCACAGAAGCUCUUCUUCCUUCAAGGGGCUGCCACACCUCUGAGGAAUAUACAGAUCAAGUUGAAGUCCCUUUUUCUGGAUGUGAAGGAAAAGCAAAGGUAUCAUUUCUGGAGAAGGCUAAGCUGCACCUUAAGAAGCUCUUUGGGUACAUUGACCUCAAAAAAUUGUUUGCACCAUCUACCAUUUCAGCGAUUAUUGCGUUUACAGUUGGAAUAGUCUCUCCAAUUCGAAAGGUAGUAAUUGGUGAUGAUGCUCCUCUUCGUGCAAUCUGCAAUUCUGUGAGUUUGAUAGGGGAGGCAGCAAUACCAUGUAUGACAUUGUUAAUUGGAGCGAACCUUCUUAGAGGUCUAAAGAGAUCUGAAGUAGGUACAUCAAUCGUCCUAGGGAUUAUUGCAAUUCGGUACAUUAUAUCGCCUUUACUGGGUAUUUUUAUUGUUAAGGCUGCAAACCAUUUUGGCAUGGUGGGAUCAGAUUCAUUAUAUCAGUUUACACUUAUGCUUCAGUAUGCACUUCCACCCGCUAUGACUGUAGGUACUAUUUCUCAGUUGCUUAAGACUGGAGAGAGUGAAUGCUCUGUCAUUAUGCUAUGGACUUAUGUUGUGGCAUCAUUCUCUUUAACAAUCUGGUCAACUUUCUUCAUGUGGCUUGUUACUUAAUCUGGAUUUCCAUAAUUCAUGUAAGGACUUACCAUCAUCAUAACACCGCGUGAAACAAACCAGAAACCAAAUAUUCUUCUAAGAAGAUUAUUUGCAUAAAGAUCAAAUUACUAUGAGCAGCUUACUGUUUUUUGUAACAAUUCCCUAGAAUUGAGAGGAACUAUAUAAAACAUCAAAAUUGAAAUAUAUUGAUGAGCUUAAUCUGUAUUAGAUCUACACAAAGGGACAUAAAAGAUGAAAGAUGCCCAAUUCUGUUCCAAUUCUGAAAUUAUGAGUUCUCAUUGGCUUCUUUGCUAUUU
Messenger RNA from Quercus lobata, 2262 nucleotides. RefSeq names its product protein PIN-LIKES 3-like. Gene Ontology annotation, biological process: endoplasmic reticulum to cytosol auxin transport. The transcript is spliced from 13 exons. The coding region runs from base 710 to 1963 and encodes 417 amino acids. The record is from RefSeq and is a predicted model, not a curated record. Gene Ontology annotation, cellular component: membrane. NCBI's taxonomy places the organism in Eukaryota, Viridiplantae, Streptophyta, Magnoliopsida, Fagales, Fagaceae.